This is a messenger RNA of Coregonus sp. 'balchen', 41781 nucleotides long. The record is from the annotation of a GenBank genome assembly. Lineage: Eukaryota; Metazoa; Chordata; Actinopteri; Salmoniformes; Salmonidae.
CUUAAGUACAAGGAAGGUUUGAAAAAGGACACCUCCCCCAGUUUUUAUUCUACGCUGCCAGAAACAAUUGAGACUAAUUUUGCGAAACGACAAUCAGCAAUGCGGAGCCAGGUAAAGAAUUAUUCUGUAUAUAUAUACUGUUAGAAUACACAGCAUGCAUGUACAAUGUGCAUUCUUGCAAAAUGACUACAAGAAAAAUAGUUUUUCUGUUGUUUAUUAAAAUUUGCUCUGAGUACAAUCUCAGAGAAAUCAUGAAUAAUUUGAUUUCAGGCUAUCACAUAUUUUGAUUUGUGGGUCAGUGAUUAGAAAUGUUUAAUGUUGCUUCAUAUCCAAUUUAUCUAAAACAACUAUAAGUAAAUUUUUGGGGAGGCUUUUGUGUGGGAAGCAAACACAUAAGUUAUUCUCACUGGUGUUUGGUAAUGCUUUGUAGGCUUGGUCUCAACUAUCUCUGGUUCAUAAGCCGUCUCUCCAUUUCUACUAUACCAGAUCAAGUAUAAAGAAGAUACUGAGGAGAACUCUAUCAACCUCUACUCUCUGCUCCCCGAGACAGCAGAUACACAGUUUGCAAAGCAGAUGUCUGAAAUGCAGAGCGUGGUAAAUAUCUGUUUAAAAUCUCCAAACAUCAACAUGGGCUGAACUAACUGGAGUUAUUUUACUGUAAAUCUCUCAUUAACAUAAAUUCAUUGAUUUGUACAAAAUGUGAUUCUCAAAAUUGGAUGUUUCCUUUAGUCAAUAACUGAAGCCAGAGAAGGAGGAAUUCCCUUUCCAAGAGAAACACAGAAACAUUUAUCCUUUUUCUUAAUCGAUCUUCAUGUACAAAAAAUGCCUUUUAGUCAGUGAAUAUCUGUACGUUUUUAUUAUGUCUACAAAAGUAGCAGUGUCUUUUGUUGCUGUUGUUUUCCAGACAAAAUACAAAGAAGCAGGGAAGAAAGAGGCCUCCACUUCUCUCUACUCCACCUUACCAGAGACUUUGGAGACCCAGCACGCCAAAGAGGCUUCACAGCUACAGAGUGAGGUAAGAACAUGGGCUGCCCAUCUGAUGUCUGUACAUUACAUUUUUCAUCAUAACUAAUUCAGAGGAAACCCUUCCUGUUACUGACAAACAUACAUUACUUCAGUAUCAAACGUCAGUGUACCUUUCCAUCUAAUGGAAUAAAGCCUGAGCGUUCUAAGAUGAAGCAAAUCUCUGCCUGUGUUAUUUGAGUGCUCCAAUGCCUUUACCAUAAAUAAGUCCACUAUUGGAAGUUUCUUUUGGGUAAGCCCAAUUUAUGGAUUCCUGUCUUUGUUGUUGAGCAGCACCCCUCCUACUUUACUUUGUUUGCUGAAGCACGGAGGCCUACCUCAACUCACAUCCAUUACUUUGUUUUCCAGCUCAAAUACAAAGGUGAGAACGUCUUCUCUGGUUCGGCUUACUCUCAACUCCCUGAGACGAUGGAGACAGAGAGAGCUCGGGAGCUCACAGAGAUGCAGAGCAAGGUGAGCACGAAUGCUCCUGGCAUUAACAUAAUUGCAUUAUAGUCAUUCUGCUAGCAACUUCCAUUGCCACUCCAGAUGUCUUCAGACAUAAGCCAGGUUCAGAAACAAUUCCCCUGGGUACAGUGCCUUCAGAAAUAAUUCACACCGUUUGACUUUUUCCACAUUUUGUUGUGUUACACCCUGAAUUUAAAAUUGAUACAAUUCAGAUGUUGUGUCACUGAUCUACACACAAUACCAGUCAGAAUGGAAUUUUGUUUUUGGAAAUGUUUACAAAUUAAUUAAAAAUGAAAAGCUGAAAUGCCUUGAGUCAAUAAGCAUUCAACCCCUUUGUUAUGGCAAGACUAAAUAAGUUCUGUAAAAAUGUGCUUAACAAUUCACAUAAUAAGUUGCAUGGACUCUGUGUGCAAUAAUAGUGUUUAACAUGAUUUUCGAAUGACUACCCCAUCUCUGUACCACACACAUACAGUACAAUUAUCUGUAAGGUCCCUCAGUUGAAGUGAAUUUCAAGCAGAUUCAACCACAAAGACCAGGGAUGUUUUAUAAUGCCUUGAAAAGAAGGGCACCUAUUGGUAGAUGGGUGAGAAAAAAAAGCAGACACUGAAUAUCCCUUUGAGCAUGCUGAAGUUAUCAAUUACACUUUGGAUGGUGUAUCAAUACACCCAGUCACUACAAAGAUGUAGGCGUCCUUCCAAAAUCAGUUGCUGGAGAGGAAGGAAACCUUCUUUUCACCAUGAGGCCAAUUAUGAUUUUAAAACAGUUACAGAGUUUAAUGACUGUGAUACGAGAAAACUGAGGAUGGAUCAACAACAUUGUAGUUACUCCACAAUACUAACUUAAUGACAGAGUGAAAAGAAUGAAGCCUGUACAGAAUACAAAUAUUCCACAACAUGCAUCCUGUUUGCAAUAAGGCACUAAGGUAAUACUGCAAAAAAAUGUGGCAAAGCAAUUAACUUUUUCUCCUUAUGUUUGGGGCAAGAAGACAGUGAAUGUUCCUGAAUUGCCGAAUUACAAUUUUGACUUAAAUCUAUCUGAAAAUCUAGGGCAAUACCUAAAAAUGGUUGUCUAGCAAUGAACAACAACCAAUUUUACAGAGCUUGAAGAAUUUUGAAAAUAAUAAUUGCCAAAUGUUGCACAAUCCAGGUGUGGAAAGCUCUUCAAGACCCAGAAAGCAAUGUUCCCUCUAAGCUGUGUGAGUGCUCCAGGACUGCCGCGCAGAAGAAAUGCCAGACCGUGCGUAGAGACGGAAGAGAUUGAACUUCACUGAGUUCACCACAUUAGUUUGCACUAUAUAGAUCAACAUUUUUUCUGUGAUCUAAUGAACAUUAUAUCAGCCCCUUUUCAAUGCAACAAACAAAACCAAAUCUAACUUUGCGAGAUUGAGUCUGUAAUUUUGCUGUAGGCAGAGCCAGAGUGCAACAGAGUAGAAUUCGGCCGAGUGAAUGAAUGCGCUUUUUUCAGAUCAGUUAAGAUCAGAGCCGCGUGUGAACAAUUGUUGAUAUUCUUUGCGAGUUAGCUAGAUAUUAGCCCAAUUAUACAGUGAGGGAUAAAAGUAUUUGAUCCCCUGCUGAUUUUGUACGGUUGCCCACUGACAAAGAAAUGAUCAGUCUAUCAUUUUAAUGGUAGGUUUAUUUGAACAGUGAGAGACAGAAUAACAACAAAAAAAUCCAGAAAAACGCAUAUCAAAAAUGUUAUAAAUUGAUUUGCAUUUUAAUGAGGGAAGUAAGUAUUUGACCCCCUCUCAAUCAGAAAGAUUUCUGGCUCCCAGGUGUCUUUUAUACAGGUAAUGGGCUGAAAUUAGGAGCACACUCUUAAAGGGAGUGCUCCUAAUCUCAGCUUGUUACCUGUAUAAAAGACACCUGUCCACAGAAGCAAUCAAUCAAUCAGAUUCCAAACUCUCCACCAUGGCCAAGACCAAAGAGCUCUCCAAGGAUGUCAGGGACAAGAUUGUAGACCUACACAAGGCUGGAAUGGGCUACAAGACCAUCGGCAAGCAGCUUGGUGAGAAGGUGACAACAGUUGGUGCGAUUAUUCGCAAAUGGAAGAGCCUGGGGCUCCAUGCAAGAUCUCACCUCGUGGAGUUGCAAUGAUCAUGAGAACGGUGAGGAAUCAGCCCAGAACUACACGGGAGGAUCUUGUCAAUGAUCUCAAGGCAGCUGGGACCAUAGUCACCAAGAAAACAAUUGGUAACACACUACGCCGUGAAGGACUGAAAUCCUGCAGCGCCCGCAAGGUCCCCCUGCUCAAGAAAGCACAUAUACAGGGCCGUCUGAUGUUUGCCAAUGAACAUCUGAAUGAUUCAGAGGAGAACUGGGUGAAAGUGUUGUGGUCAGAUGAGACCAAAAUUGAGCUCUUUGGCACCAACUCAACUCGCCGUGUUUGGAGGAGGAGGAAUGCUGCCUAUGACCCCUAGAACACCAUCCCCACCGUCAAACAUGGAGGUGGAAACAUUAUGCUUUGGGGGUGUUUUUCUGCCAAGGAGACAGGACAACUUCACUGCAUCAAAGGGACGAUGGACGGGGCCAUGUACCGUCAAAUCUUGGGUGAGAACCUCCUUCCCUCAGCCAGGGCAUUGAAAAUGGGUUGUGGAUGGGUAUUCCAGCAUGACAAUGACCCAAAACACAUGGCCAAGGCAACAAAGGAGUGGCUCAAGAAGAAGGACAUUAAGGUCCUGGAGUGGCCUAGCCAGUCUCCAGACCUUAAUCCCAUAGAAAAUCUGUGGAGGGAGCUGAAGGUUCGAGUUGCCACACGUCAGCCUCGAAACCUUAAUGACUUGGAGAAGAUCUGCAAAGAGGAGUGGGACAAAAUCCCUCCUGAGAUGUGUGCAAACCUGGUGGCCAACUACAAGAAACGUCUGACCUCUGUGAUUGCCAACAAGGGUUUUGCCACCAGGUUUGCACACAUCUCAGUACUAAGUCAUGUUUUGCAGAGGGGUCAAAUACUUAUUUCCCUCAUUAAAAUGCAAAUCAAUUUAUAACAUUUUUUACAUGCGUUUUUCUGGAUUUUUUUGUUGUUAUUCUUUCUCUCACUGUUCAAAUAAACCUACCAUUAAAAUGAUAGACUGAUCAUGUCUUUGUCAGUGGGCAAACGUACAAAAUCAGCAGGGGAUCAAAUACUUUUUUCCCUCACUGUACGUAGAUAAGUAUAGGUCAGCAAUGGGGAGUUACUGCUUCCUACAAGAGCACAAAAUGUGUAGGCUACAUUUCAAGCUGUCUUUGAAAAGGGAGUCAGGUAAAAAGCUUACGUCUUAAUUAAAGGGGCAGUGUUGUAUUUUGAGACAUGCUUGAAUAUGCAAAUAAGCCAAUAGGCAGAGGGGUAGCCUACAUUGUCUAAUUCUCUGUUGUUACAGGAGGGGGUCGCAGUUCCGGAGAGACCCACUAGGUGUCAUCCUCUGACAACCUUAGGCACCUCCUCACUCACAGUCUGGACUAAUCAUUAUCUUAUUGGUGUCACCUGUGUCUACCUGUUCACCUGUGUAUUUAUGCCCUCACUUCCCUGUGUUCCCUUGCUCUGUUUUCUCUGCUAGUUCUUGAUGCCAAACAGUACUAAUCCGUGUCUGAUCGCGAGACGUAUGUACAGGUACUUGAGAAGUGUUCUCCCUGUUUCAUUGUUGUUUUCAGUCAUAGUUAGUAUUUCGUAUGUUUGCUGUCAGCCUGUUUUUGGAGACCAAUUUUCUCCUCCUUUAUUCAUGACAAGUCCGUUAUUUUGUAUCCUGGUUUUGGGACCACCAGUAAAGAUCCUGGUUUCACCAUCUCUGCCUACUGCCUACUGUCUAUCCUGCACCGCACCUGGGUCACACCUCACACCAACACAUACACUCUGUAUGGUAUGGUGUUACAGACUAAGUAAAAAAUAAUUAUGUAAAAACUUAUAGGCUACUGUAGGCUAUAUCAUAGAAAUCAAAAGCUAUUUUUAUGUGAAAAUGUUAUGGGAUUCACUCCAUUGAUAUUGUUGGUAGGCCUACAUUAUGCUCAAAUAGCCACAAUAGCCUAUUGGCUACUGUCUAAAACUGUAAGGGUACAGCCUCAGUGUUCACUGUGAAAUUCUCACAACGUUCUCACAACGUUCAAGUUUCCGCUUACAAUACCUAAAAUUUGCUCAGUGCCCCAAAGAAUUUGAGGGAACAUUGCCAGAAAGACUCACAGCUGUAUUCGCUGCCAAAGGUGCUUCUACAAAAUAUUGACUCAGGGGUGUGAAUACUUAUGUAAAUUAGAUAUUUCAUUUUCAAUAAAUUUGCUAACAUUUCUACAAACAUGUUUUCACUUUGUCACUUUGUUGUGUAGAUGGGUGAGAGAGAAAAUAUAUGUAAUCCAUUUUGAAUUCAGGCUGUAACACAACAAAAUGUGGAAUAAGUCAAGGGGUAUGAAUACUUUCUGAAGGCAUUGUAUCCAAUAAUUUCAGUGUCUAGCUUGAGAUCAUUAAACAAGUAUUAAUACUUACUCAUCUCUCUCUGUUUCUCAGAUCAAAUACAAAGAGAGUGGGAAGAAGGACAUCUCAACCUCCCUCUACUCUCUACUCCCAGAGACCACAGAGAUCCAGUUUGCCAGAGAAAUGACAGAGAUGCAGAGCGAGGUGGCUGGACAUUUAGUUCAUAACUUCUGUUUUAGCCGCUUUUCUGUAUAAUGACCAAAAAAGUAGAACGAUUAUACAGUACCAGUCAAAAGUUUGGACACACCUACUCAUUCCAGGGUUUUUCUUUAUUUUUACUAUUUUCUACAUUGUAGAAUAAUAGUGAAGACAUCAAAACUAUGAAAUAACACAUAUGGAAUCAUGUAGGAACCCAAAAAAGUGUUAAACAAAUCAAAAUAUAUUUUAUAUUUGAGAUUCUUCAAAGUAGCCACCCUUUGCCUUGAUGACAGCUUUGCACACUCUUGGCAUUCUCUCAACCAGCUUCACCUGGAAUGCUUUUCCAACAGUCUUGAAGGAGUUCCCACAUAUGCUGAACACUUGUUGGCUGCUUUUCCUUCUCUCUGCGGUCCAACUCAUCCCAAACCAUCUCAAUUGGGUUGAGGUCGGGGGAUUGUGGAGGCCAGGUCAUCUGAUGCAGCACUCCAUCACUCUCCUUCUUGGUAAAAUAGCCCUUACACAGCCUGGAGGUGUGUUGGGUCAUUGUCCUGUUGAAAAACAAAUGAUAGUCCCACUAAGCCCAAACCAGAUGGGAUGGUGUAUCUCUGCAGAAUGCUGUGGUAGCCAUGCUGGUUAAGUGUGCCUUGAAUUCUAAAUAAAUCACAGACAGUGUCACCAGCAAAGUACCCCCACACCAUAACACCUCCUCCUCCAUGCUUUACGGUGGGAAAUACACAUGCAGAGAUCAUCCGUUCACCCACACCAUGUCUCACAAAGCCACGGCGGUUGGAACCAAAAAUCUCACAUUUGGACUCCAGAUCAAAGGACAAAUUUCCACCAGUCUAAUGAACAUUGCUCGUGUUUCUUGGCCCAAGCAAGUCUCUUCUUCUUAUUGGUGUGCUUUAGUAGUGGUUUCUUUUCAGCAAUUCGACCAUGAAGGCCUGAUUCACACAGUCUCCUAUGAACAGUUGAUGUUGAGAUGUGUCUGUUACUUGAACUCUGUGAAGCAUUUAUUUGGGCUGCAAUUUCUGAGGCUGGUAACUCUAAUGAACUUAUCCUAUGCAGCAGAGGUAACUCUGGGUCUUCCAUUCCUGUGGCGGUCCUCAUGAGAGCCAGUUUCAUCAUAGCGCUUGAUGGAUUUUGCGACUGCACUUGAAGAAACUUUCAAAGUUCUUGAAAUGUUCCGUAUUGACUGACCUCCAUGGCUUAAAGUAAUGAUGGACUGUUGUUUCUUUUUGCUUAUUUGAGCUGUUCUUGCCAUAAUAUGGACUUGGUCUUUUACAAAAUAGGGCUAUCUUCUGUAUAUCCCCCCUACCUUGUCACAACACAACUGAUUGGCUCAAACACUUUAAGAAGGAAAGAAAUUCCACCAAUUAACUUUUAAGAAGGAACACCUGUUAAUUGAAAUGCAUUCCAGGUGACUAUCUCAUGAAGCUGGUUGAGAGAAUGUCAAGAGUGUGCAAAGCUGUCAUCAAGGCAAAGGGUGGCUAUUUGAAGAAUCUCAAAUAUAAAUAUAUUUUGAUUUGUUUAACACUUUUUUGGUUACUACAUGAUUCCAUAUGUGUUAUUUCAUAGUGUUGAUGUCUUCACUAUUAUUCUGCAAUGUAAAAAAUAGUAAAAAUAAAGAAAAACCCUUGAAUAAGUAGGUGUGUCCAAACUUUUGACUAGUACAGUAUAUCACAAUACUUUCCUUUUCCAGAAUAAAUACAAAGAAGAAGGAAAAAGGUGUAUCUCCACGAGUGUGUACUCUCAGCUUCCAGAAACCACAGAGACACAGUUUGCGAAAGCUGUAUCUGAACUUCAGAGUGAGGUUAGUAACUAUUCCUUACAGUAUAGGUAAAUUGUUCUUACGUGUUUGUUCCAUUUGGAAUGAUGCACUGUAACGGAAAACUGUAAUUUAUACGGUAUUUUUGGGAAUUUUCAACAGUAAAUUACUAUGAAACGUUUUACUGCAGCAUACUGUAAAUUAUGGUGCAUUGUGGGAAAAUGUUGUGGGUGAGGAAAGAAUUGCUGUAUUUCGAAUGGUACUGUAAUUCCACCCCACAGAAUAUAGUACCGUACCCUAUCUUUGGAGCGCCAACAACCUUUUGACCACUAGUGGGUGCAUGGUAUUGUUGUUUCUGUCUCAUUAACAUAUUUUGAGGCGUGAGUGAGAAUGCUGUACCAAUUUAACUCCUAUGUGUUUAUAGUGCCCCUUUAAUUAAAAGUGUAUAGGGGACAGAUUGGGGUGGAAGCAACCUGCCAGUUUGGAAGCCUUUUUUAAGGCCUCUAGAAGUGCAAGUGAUAUAAAACACCAAAUAUGAAUUAAUAUACUGUAAUGUGUAAAAUCUUUACCUAGCAGCCAACCUGCUUGCACCAAUCCCUUGUAAUUACAGUAAAAUACUGUGAAAUACAAACCCCUACUCUCAAUGAAUGUCAUUCAUCCAUUCAUUCAUUUAUUCAUUCUGAUUAAGGUAGCAUUUACUAUUUUACAGUAUAAUUGUACUUAGUGUCAUUACACAUUACUUGUUUUGAUACCGUAUUUAUAUUACAGUAGGUGUACUGAAAUACAGAAUUGUACUUGCCACUGAGGUGCCUGUAAGUUUCUGUCAAAUGCAUGGUAACCCCUUUACAGUGUGGCGAUGCCUAUUAAAAUGAUAAAGAUCCUUGAGUAAAUUCAUUAGAAAGAAAUACUGAAUAAAAUGCUGAAUCUGUUUUUCCUCCAUUUAGAUGAAGUACAAAGAAGCAGGGAAGAAGGGAGUUUCUAGUUCUCUCUACUCCACCUUACCAGAAACAAUGGAGACCCAGCACGCCAAAGAGGCUUCCCAGCUACAGAGUGAGGUAGAGUAUAAACACAUACUGUAUUCACAAUUACCUGCAUAUAAUCUCACACAUAUAGUAUAUCUGCAGACUAUUUAGCAUGUAGAAAAGAAUAGUGGCGGUACAAUGAAACAGCCUGGUUUCAUAGAAUAAUAAUAUAAUAUAAUAUGCCAUUUAGCAGACGCUUUUAUCCAAAGCGACUUACAGUCAUGCGUGCAUCCAUUUUUUGUGUAUGGGUGGUCCCGGGGAUCGAACCCACUACCUUGGCAUUACAAGCGCCGUGCUCUACCAGCUGAGCUACAGAGGACCACCUGUAGCUCAGCUACAGACAUGAAUAGACAUAACAUACAUAAUAAAUGUACACUGAGUAUACAAAACAUUAAGAACACCUGCUCUUUCCAUGACAUAGUGGUGAAAGCUAUGAUCCCUUAUUGAUGUCACUUGUUAAAUCCACUUCAGUCAGUGUAGAUGAAGGGGAGGAGACAGGUUAAAGAAGGAUUUUGAAGCUUUGAGACAAUUGAGACAUGGAUUGUGUAUGUGUGCCAUUCAGAGUGUGAUUGGGCAGGACAAAAUACUUUGAACGGGGUAUGGUAGUAGGUGCCAGACGCACCGGUUUGAGUGUCAAGAACUGCAACGCUGCUGGGUUUUUCACGCUCAACAAUUUCCUUUUUGUCUCAAGAAUGGUCCACCACUCAAAGGUAGCACAACUGUGGGAAGCAUUGGAGUCAACUUGGGCCAGCAUCCCUGUGGAACACUUUCGACACCUUGUUGAGUCCAUGCCCCGAGGAAUUGAGGCUGUUCUGAGGGCAAAAGGGGGUGCAACUCAAUAUUAGGAAGGUGUCCCUAAUGUUUGGUAUACUCAGUGUAAAUCCAAGACACUCAAAUUAGUAUGAUAUGUUACGUUUGGUAUGGUUGCACAAGACAGAAGGAUACUUAAGGCAAAAACAAAAGUAGGUGGGGUGGAUGGGGGGGGUGUAUAAUGCAAACGUCUAGCAACCCAAAGGUUGCUUGUUCGAAUCUCAUCACGGUUGACUUUAGCAUUUUAGCUAAUUAGUAACUUUGCAACUACUUACUACUUAGCAUGUAAGCUAACCCUUCCCCUAACCAUAACCUUAACCCUUUAACCUAACUCCUAACCCUAACCUUAAACGUUAAACGUUAAACCGAACCUUAACCCUAACCUUAACCCCUAACCCUAACCUCUACCCUAGCUAACGUUAGCCACCUAGCUAACAUUAGCCACCUAGUUACCUAGCUUGAUAUGUUACAAAUUGGAAUUCGUAACGUAUCAUAUGUUUUGCAAAUUCAUAACAUAUCUUACAAAUUGCAAUUCGUAACAAAUUGUACAGAUUGCAAUUCAUAAAAUAUCAUACGAAUUGUAAUUCAUAACAUAUCAUAUGAAAUGGCUGAUGGACAUCCACAAAUGAAUACAUACCAUACGAAGUGUAACAUAUCAUACUAAUUGGAGUGUCCCAGAUUUACUUUUACUACAGUAUUUUACGUCUACCCCUGAGUCCAGGUUGAAUGAAAAGGGGAACCAGGGGAAACCAGGUGCUUUAUUAAUGCUAUUAGUGUGCUAUUACAUUUAUCUCAAACCAAUGUUUCCAUGUGAUGUUUCCUUUAUUCCAGCUAAAGUACAGGGAAGGACUGAAAAAUAACACCUCCCCCAGUUUCUAUUCUACGCUGCCCGAAACAAUUGAGACAAAUUUUGCGAAACGACAAUCAGCAAUGCGAAGUGAGGUAAAUAAUAUAUCUGUGUGUAUAUACUGUUAGAAUACACAGGGAGUACAAUGUGCAUUAUCAAAAAAUAAUAAUACAAAAUAAAGGGAAAUUCAUUACAACAGAGGGUUUUUUUCUCAUUUGAAUUUUUUAAAUAAUUAAUAAUUGAAUUCAGGCUAUCACGUACAGUGUGGGGAAAAAAAGUAUUUACUCAGCCACCAAUUGUGCAAGUUCUCCCACUUAAAAAGAUGAGAGGCCUGUAAUUUUCAUCAUAGGUACACGUCAACUAUGACAGACAAAUUGAGAGAAAAAAAUCCAGAAAAUCACAUUGUAGAAUUUUUUAUGAAUUUAUUUGCAAAUUAUGGUGGAAAAUAAGUAUUUGGUCACCUACAAACAAGCAAGAUUUCUGGCUCUCACAGACCUGUAAGAUCUUCUUUAAGAGGCUCCUCUGUCCUCCACUCGUUACCUGUAUUAAUGGCACCUGUUUGAACUUGUUAUCAGUAUAAAAGACACCUGUCCACAACCUCAAACAGUCACACUCCAAACUCCACUAUGGCCAAGACCAAAGAGCUGUCAAAGGACACCAGAAACAAAAUUGUAGACCUGCACCAGGCUGGGAAGACUGAAUCUGCAAUAGGUAAGCAGCUUGGUUUUAAGAAAUCAACUGUGGGAGCAAUUAUUAGGAAAUGGAAGACAUACAAGACCACUGAUAAUCUCUCUCGAUCUGGGGCUCCACGCAAGAUCUCACCCCGUGGGGUCAAAAUGAUCACAAGAACGGUGAGCAAAAAUCCCAGAACCACACGGGGGGACCUAGUGAAUGACCUGCAGAGAGCUGGGACCAAAGUAACAAAGCCUACCAUCAGUAACACACUACGCCGCCAGGGACUCAAAUCCUGCAGUGCCAGACGUAUCCCCCUGCUUAAGCCAGUACAUGUCCAGGCCCGUCUGACGUUUGCUAGAGUGCAUUUGGAUGAUCCAGAAGAGGAUUGGGAGAAUGUCAUAUGGUCAGAUGAAACCAAAAUAGAACUUUUUGGUAAAAACUCAACUUGUCGUGUUUGGAGGACAAAGAAUGCUGAGUUGCAUCCAAAGAACACCAUACCUACUGUGAAGCAUGGGGGUGGAAACAUCAUGCUUUGGGGCUGUUUUUCUGCAAAGGGACCAGGACGACUGAUCCGUGUAAAGGAAAGAAUGAAUGGGGCCAUGUAUCGUGAGAUUCUGAGUGAAAACCUCCUUCCAUCAGCAAGGGCAUUGAAGAUGAAACGUGGCUGGGUCUUUCAGCAUGACAAUGAUCCCAAACACACCGCCCGGGCAACGAAGGAGUGGCUUCGUAAGAAGCAUUUCAAGGUCCUGGAGUGGCCUAGCCAGUCUCCAGAUCUCAACCCCAUAGAAAAUCUUUGGAGGGAGUUGAAAGUCUGUGUUGCCCAGCGACAGCCCCAAAACAUCACUGCUCUAGAGGAGAUCUGCAUGGAGGAAUGGGCCAAAAUACCAGCAACAGUGUGUGAAAACCUUGUGAAGACUUACAGAAAACGUUUGACCUGUGUCAUUGCAACAAAGGGUAUAUAACAAAGUAUUGAGAAACUUUUGUUAUUGACCAAAUACUUAUUUUCCACCAUAAUUUGCAAAUAAAUUCAUUAAAAAAUCCUACAAUGUGAUUUUCUGGAUUUUUUUCUCUCAAUUUGUCUGUCAUAGUUGACGUGUACCUAUGAUGAAAAUUACAGGCCUCUCUCAUCUUUUUAAGUGGGAGAACUUGCACAAUUGGUGGCUGACUAAAUACUUUUUUUCCCCACUGUAUUUUGUUUUUUGGGUCAGCGCUGGUAAAUGUUUCAUGUCGCCUUUUCAUAUCCAAUAUAUCCAAAUAACUAAAAGGGAAUCUUUGAGGAAGCGAACACAUACAAGGUUCUCUCACUGGUGUUUGGCAAUGAUUUUGUAGGCUUGGUCUCAACUAUCUCUGGUUCAUAAGCUGUCUCUCCAUUUCUACUAUACCAGAUCAAGUAUAAAGAAGAUACUAAGGAGAACUCUAUCAACCUCUACUCUCUGCUCCCUGAGACAGCAGAGACACAGUUUGCAAAGCAGAUGUCUGAAAUGCAGAGCGAGGUAAAUAUCUGUUUAGAAUCACCAAACAUCAACAUGGGCUGAAUACAGUUCUAACUUGAGUUAUUUUACAGUGAAAAUCUCUCGUUGACAUCAAUUUAUUUAUUUAUACAAAAUGUGAUUCUCAAAAUUGGAUGUUUCCUUUAGUCAAUAACUGAAGCCAGAGAAGGAGGAAUUCCCUUUCCAAGAGAAACACAGAAACAUUUAUCAUUUUUCUUUAUCGAUCUUCAUGUACAAAAAACAUGAGAAUAACUGUACGUUUUUAUUAUGUCUACAAAAGUAGCAGUGUCUUUUCAGUGGUGUAAAAAUACUUGAAAGGACUACUUAAGUAGGUUUUUUGGGUAUCUGCACUUUACUCUUUAUAUUUUUGACUACUUUUUCUUCACGACAUUUCUAAAGAAAAUUAUGUAUUUUAUACUCCAUACAUUUUCCCUGACACCCAAAAGUACUCAUUACAUUUUGAAUGCUUAGCAGGACAGGAAAAUGGUCCCAUUCACUCACUUAUCAAGAGAACAUCCCUGGUCAUCCCUACAGCCUCUUAUGUGGUGGACUCACUAAACACAUGCUUUGUUUGUAAAUUAUGUUGGAGUGUGCCUCUGGCUAUCCGUAAAUAAAUAAAAAACAAUUCAAUUAUGCCGUCUGGUUUGCUUAAUAUAAGGACUUUGAAAUUAUAUAUACUUUUACUUUUGAUACUUAAGUAUAUUUAAAACCAAAUACUUUUAGACUUUUACUCAAGUAGUAUUUUACUGGGUGACUUUCACUUUUACUUGAAUCAUUUUCGAUGAAGGUAUCGUUACUUUUACUCAAGUAUGACAAUUGGGUACUUUUUCCACCACUGUGUCUUUUGUUGCUGUUGUUUUCCAGACAAAAUACAAAGAAGCAGGGAAGAAAGAGGCCUCCACUUCUCUCUACUCCACCUUACCAGAGACUUUGGAGACCCAGCACGCCAAAGAGGCUUCCCAGCUACAGAGUGAGGUAAGAACAUGGGCUGCCCAUCUGAUGUCUGUACAUUACAUUUUUCAUCAUAACUAAGUCAGAGGAAACCCUUCCUGUUACUGACAAACAUACAUUACUUCAGUAUCAAACGUCAGUGUACCUUUCCAUCUAAUGGAAUAAAGCCUGAGCGUUCUAAGAUGAAUAAAAUAAAAUAAAAUGUUAUUUGUCACAUGCAUCAUCAAACAACAGGGGUGGACUAACAGUGAAAUGCUUAAUUACAGGCCCUUCCCAACAAUGCAGAGAGAAAAAAAAUAGAGAAAUAAUAGAAAAGUAAAACACGUAAUAAUAAAAGUAAUAAUAAAUACACAAUGAGUAACGAUAACUUGGCUAUACACACGGGGUACCAGUACCGAGUCGAUGUGCAGGGGUAUGAGGUAAUUGAGGUAGAUAUGUACGUAUAACUAGGAAUAAAGUGACAGAUAGUAAACAAAUCUCUGCCUGUGUUAUUUGAGUGCUCCAAUGCCUUUACCAUAAAUAAGUCCACUAUUGGAAGUUUAUUUUGGGUAAGCCCAAUUUAUGGAUUCCUGUCUUUGUUGUUGAGCAGCACCCCUCCUACUUUACUUUGUUUGCUGAAGCACGGAGGCCUACCUCAACUCACAUCCAUUACUUUGUUUUCCAGCUCAAAUACAAAGGUGAGAACGUCUUCUCUGGUUCGGCUUACUCUCAACUCCCUGAGACGAUGGAGACAGAGAGAGCUCGGGAGCUCACUGAGAUGCAGAGCGAGGUGAGCACACAUUUUUCUCAAAGACAUGAAUAUUAAUGCUAAUGGGAACAUUGCAAGUUUUAUAGGACUACUUAGAAAUCUUUAUGAAUAUAUCAGCGUUAUCCGCAGAGUAACUAAACACGACUGAAUCGUGUCAUUUGUGGAAGUAUAAUUUUAAGUUAAUGUCAAAAUCCAUCAUCGAUUCAUUGUCUUUUCUUUAGCUCAAGUACAAACAGAGUGGGAGGAAGGGUAUGUCCCAAAGCGUCUAUUCCGUUCUAGCAGAUACCAUGGAGACCCAAUUUGUCAAAAAUGUGUCUGAACUGCAAAGUCAGGUGAGAAGAGCGGACGGUAUUCCUUUCUCUUUUGGGGAACAUUUCACCCAAAGUUCAUAUAGAUUUUCAUACUUCAAUGACAAUGUUUGUGAGAGAAGCAAUUUCCAGAUUUUAUGGCUGUUGCCAAAGUUAAACUUCUGAUAUGGAGGUGAAGUCAAUUACAGUAUAUGUUGUUUAUCUGCAUUGGUUUGAAUGAUUUUCUUUCAGACUAAGUACAAGAAGGCAGGGAAGAAUAAGGCAAAGUCUCUCUAUUCUGUGAUGCCAGAGACUAUGGAGAUCCAACAUGCCAAGCAGGUCUCCCAGCUCCAGAGCCAGGUGCAGUACAGUAACACUGACGUCCCCUCACCACACUUAUAGGACAUCUCUGCUUCAUCAGUCGCACGGCUAAUGAAAUAAGCACUUACUCUAGGGGCGAACCCUAACUUCCUAUUAUUUUCUCUUCUUCAUGCAUUGAUGUCUGUAGACGGGUUGGUUGUUUAGCAACAAAACCGACAGGGGGCAAAACAGACGGGGUUGUCUUAGUUUGUUGACAACAUGUAAAAUAUAUUUAUUCUCCAAUGUUUAUUGAAAACAUAAAUACAUUUGCACAAUGAGCACUUGUUGUCUCUCAAAUACAUUGUUACAGUUGUUGGUUAGCUAGCUUGCGAAUUUUGGUCAUAAUAUCUUGUUCUUGAUACCAUGUUUUAUUUUGAGAUGUUUUCACUGAUUUCAUGUCAAUGCUAAUUAUUAGCAUUGACAUGAAAUCAGUCAAAACACCUCAAAACAAGACAUGGUAUCAAGAACAAGAUAAAACCAGCUGAAAUGAGACACUUAUGAUUCCCCACAUGGCAGUUUCUUGUCAUUGUUGCUAGCUAUCUGGCCAUCCAGAAUCACAACAACAUACGGACUUCUGCCCCAUUGAACCGUGUGUAUCGUUUUCAUGACGUUGUCAGCUAACCCAUCAGUGGGAGGCUAAGUGAAAAUUCAACUUCAGUAGAAGUUAGGAUUCGCCCUUUAGUCCUAGACUCUUUCUAAUGACUAAGUAAGUGAACAUUAUAAUGUUUAAUUACAUUUAAAUUGUGAUAAUUCAAUAUUGUGUUGUAGCUAGAAAUGCUGUAAAAAAUAGAUGAUUUUGCUUCCUCUUUUCCAGCUCAAAUACAAGGAUGACGGGAAAAGGGAGAUGUCCAGUUCUCUUUAUUCUGUUCUCCCCGAGACGGCAGAGACUCAUUUAGCCAAAGAGCUCUCUGAGAUGCUGAGCGAGGUACAAUAUAUUAUAGUCUUUUUUAUUUUUUAUUCAUUUAGCAGACGCUCUUAUCCAGAGCGACUUACAGUUUUAGUGAGUGCAUACAUUUUUCAUACUGGCCCCCCGUGGGAAUCGAACUCACAACCCUGGCGUUGCAAGCGCCAUGCAAUACCAACUGUGGUCCUCUGUAGCUCAACUGGUAGAGCACGGCGCUUGUAACGCCAAGGUAGUGGGUUCGAUCCCUGGGACCACCCAUACACAAAAAUGUAUGCACGCAUGACUGUAAGUCGCUUUGGAUAAAAGCGUCUGCUAAAUGGCAUAUUAUUAUUAUUAUUAACUGAGCUACAGGAGGCCCCACAGUCAUGCCAACACAACAGCCAAAUACUGUGGAUUCUGCCUCCUCUCAUGUCCCCCCCAUUUUACUCAUGAACAAUUUAAUGAAUUGACUAGAAAGAAGCAUUUACAUGCAUACUCUUUGCCUAUUGAAAUAGGGACAUGAAACAUGCAUUAUGACUUAUUUUUGUUGUAGGUCAAGUAUAAAAAGGAGGGUAAAGAAGGUAUUUCCUCAAGCCUCUAUUCUCUGCUCCCGGAAACAACAGACACUCAGUUUGCCAAACAGAUGUCAGAAAUACAGAGUGAGGUACAGCAACUGUUUUACCACUAAAUCAACGAUUUUACUUUUUCUAGUUUAGUCUCUUGUUUGCAAAAAAAAUUUAUGCGUGAGUCAGGUUCUUGUGAAUUUGUUUCCUCUCUUUACGAACGUCACAAAACAAUGUUACUAUUCUGAAAUUAUUUAGUAAUUUCUUUGAUGUAUUUCCAUGUCAAAUUUUGUUAAUUUAACAACCUUUCAAUUUCUCAAUACCAAAAAUGACUUGCUCUUUCAUUUUGGGCAAUAUGUUUUGUACUUUUCCAGUUAAAGUACAAAAGAGACAUCGAGGAACUGCCCGAUACCUUGUACGCACUACUCCCUGAAACCAUGGAGACCAAGUUCGCAAAAGAAAUGACUCAAGAAAUGUCUCAGGUGGGGCUCACAGGGUUGUUUUAAACUGUGUGAUAAAAAAAACAGCUUCACUCACACAAACUAAGCUGUUGUUCUGAAAUGUCGUUUGCUUUUCAUGGCCAGCUAAGUCAAAACUACUGCAUUGCAAACAGUUAAUAAAGGAGUUGUAGGAUAUUAGAAUGUUAUGGUGAAGUUUGGAUAGGGGAAGAAAUAUAGCCAUCAAUGGAGACCUUAUAAAAACAGACUUUAAACAGAGACUAAGUUGAACAGUCUAUUUUGGUGGUAGGGUAUUGGCUUGGGCUGUGGGGGUCAGUUAAAAAUAGGCAGGUUGAGAGAUAAGAGGAGACACUUAGAGGGAGGAUGGACAGUCGAGGCCCAUUUGUAUGGAACUGAUAACAACCACCAAUGACAGUGAAUGUCAGGAUCGCAGACAAUAAUUGCCACUGACUCUAGAACUGCGAUUUGCAAAUGAAUGACCAACAAAUCAGCCCUCAAAGAAGGAUGUGGUAUGUUUGUCUUACUUCUAGAUUGUGAGUAUUGAUUUGUAUUUUGACCCAUUUUCUGUGUCUGCCUGUGUGUGUCUCUGUGUGUGUGUGUGUGUGUGUGUGUGUGUGCGGCAGGCCAAGUACAAGGAGGCAGGCAAGCAGCAGUUCUCCACUUCUCUCUACUCCACCUUACCUGAGACUUUGGAGACCCAGCACGCCAAAGAGGCCUCCCAGCUACAGAGCGAGGUGAGUCACACACACACACAUAAUUCAUGGGGUCUGUAUUCAAGUGCUUUAUAUGCUACCAAUGCUUUUUUACAUCAUGCCUUUUAUUGGCUGAUAAUUAGCUUUUACAACAUUCAGUACUUUUGCUCUGUUUUCAGAAUAACUAUAAAGAGGGAGGCAAAAAGGACAUGUCAACCUCCUUGUAUUCUCAACUUCCUGACACAUUAGAGAUCCAGUUUGCCCGAGAGCUUACAGAGCUCCAAAGUGAGGUAUCUAGCUAGAACUCUUCAAAUCAUCUUACUGUGACUCUGUCUACUAGGCUUAUUUGCACCAAUGCAAUCCAUGUCAUCAUUUGGUUACAUCAUCUGAAGGAACAAGUGUAAUGUUUUUUAUGUCCAUCAGAACAAGUAUAAGGAAGACGGGAAAAGGAGUCUUUCGAUAAGCAUUUAUUCUCAACUAGCAGAGACCAAGGAGACGCAGUUUGUGAAAGCCGUUUCCGAUCUCCAGAGUGAGGUAAGACUUUAGAUAAUAGUUUUUGGUGACAUUAGAACCCUUCAUCAUUGGCGAAACAACACUGUCAUGUUUUAUCUAGCCCAACAGAUUAUGAAUACAGUCAUGACAGCUGGGGUCGGCUUAUGACAACUGACUUUACAGUGUUACGACACAAACAAUGUUUAUACCAACUAAAUGGCUUAGCAAACAAAUGUAUUGUGUAAUGUCAGUGUAAGGUACGUUUUAAUAAGCUGACAUGAACUGUCAUGAUUGUUUAAGACAUCUGUUAUGUCAUGAUUAUGACAAUGUUAUGUAGACCAUGACGGAUGGUCUACGUCAAAUGUAACUUACUUUUUCAAGAUUUGAGUAGGAAACUUUUAGGGAGAAGGUAAAGAUGUAGCAGACCUUGUAAACUAAACCAAAAAAACAUAACUUUGUGUUUUAGAAAAAGUAUAAGGAGGCAGUAAAGAAGCAGGUGUCUCUCUACGCCACCUUACCAGAGACCAUGGAGACCCAGCACGCCAAAGAGGUUUCUCUGCUACAGAGUGAGGUAGAGUAACAGUGUACUUUUACACAUUUACCGUAACAUAUACACUUAUAUACAGUAUCCUUUAAUAUGUAGUGUACAAAUAUGGUUAAGGUAUAGUUUAUUACACUGAUACAGUAUUCCAUACAUUAAGACGUUAUGCCUCAUAUAGAUAUAUUCAGCUAUUCAGAUCCUCUAGUAUCCCUCAGAAUAAAUAUGUUUUCUGAUCGUAAUCAUCAUGAUCACCAUAGAUGUUGUUUUCCGUUCUCUAGCUGAAAUACAAGCAAGGUGGCAAAAAGGAUACCUCCAGUUCUCUGUACUCCCUGCUUCCAGAAACGGCAGAGACCCAACUAGCCAAAGAGCACUGUGAUAUUUAUAGUGAGGUAAGGCAUCUUGAAAAACUUAUGCCACCAAGCCUUUUGCAAAAACAACCAUUUAAAAGACACAUUACCCAGAUCCACAGAAAUCAAAGAGAUAUGCUUUCAGGUGAAAUACAAAGAGGACGGUAAAAAGGAGCUUUCCAACAACCUUUAUUCCUUGCUGCCAGAAACAGCGGACACACAAUUUGCCAAGCAGCAAUCAGAAUUCCGAAGUGAGGUAAAGUUUUUUUUGUUGUUGCUCAGAUUACUUUACUAUUUCACUUUGAUCAGUCAAUGUAGAAUAUGUCUAUUUUUUACCUGUUCCACAAAGUUAUGUGUUGUAAAAUACUCCAUCUAAUGUAUAGCUGAAACACUCACAAAGAAAUAUAUAUAUAAUUAUGUUGUGUGUGUGUGUGCAUGUAGUUCUUCAUAUUGAUGAUGUUACUAUAGGAAUCAUUUGUUUGUGUUUGUUUGCAUUCACUCAUUAAUAAUUGAUUUAGUGUUAAUUUCUGUCAACACUUUCUGUACCUUCCAGCAAAAUUACAAAAGCGACACCCAGGAACUGUCCAAUUGCUUGUACGCACUACUGCCUGAAACCAUGGAGACCAAGUUUGCUAAAGAAAUGUCUCAAGAAAUGUCUCAGGUAAUGUCUCAGGUGGGGCUCACAGGGUUGUUCUACUAACUGUAUGAUGACAAACCAGCAGCUUCACUAACACUACUCCUGCAUGGUAUCACAGCAGAUGACUUCGAAUGCCUCCUCUAUCUCCUCUCUUAAAUAGACGUAGACAACCUGCCCUAUUGAUAAGCAUGCCUCUCUUCUUUCUUAAUAAGUGAUAAGAGACAGUGAUAAGAUACAGUGACAAUGUUUAUUGCGGGAAAUGCAUUCAGCAAGUCGUUGACUAACUUUGAAAAUAAUAACAUUUUAUUCAGCACAUUAUAAUUCAUAAGUUAUAUGUCAAUGUUGAAAUAAGAAAUUAUCUAUCCGUUACCUAUUAUGUGAGAUAAUAUCAUGUUGUAUUUUGUCUUCUAGUCUAAAUACAAGGAGGCAGGGAAGAAAGAGGCCUCCACUUCUCUCUACUCCACCUUACCAGAGACUUUGGAGACCCAGCACGCCAAAGAGGUUUCUCUGUUACAGAGUGAGGUAAAGGUCUAUGUGCCUCAUAUUAUAUUCUACCAAUUCUAAGAUACACAUAAAGGCGGUGUUUUUAACCAUACUUACUCAUUUUGAAAUAAAUGCUGUGCUAAGCAUUUGAAGUGAAAAUAUCAUCCUAGGUCUUAAUGAGGCUUCCAAUUUGUUGUCUUUCCAGAACAAGUACAGAGAGAGUGUAAAACUGACCCAGUCCAGUAGUCUGUACUCUCAGCUCCCCCAGACUACAGAGACCCAGUUUGCUGCCAAAGUCUCUGACCUACAGAGCGGGGUAAAGAAGAAACACCCAAAGCUUCCUUCUGACACUAAUGACAGUGAACCUUUUUAUUAUUGAUUACCCCCAAUAACACCUGACUAACAACACUCUCUACAGAUCCCCAGUGUCUAAAUCCAAAAGUCAAACUGAGUCCAAUACUGUGUUUCUUCCCAAUGGUGUCCUAGAACAAGUACAAACAGGAAGGUAAGAAGAGUAUCUCUACCUGCAUUUACUCUCAACUACCAGAGACCAAACAGACCCAGUUUGUGAAGGCUGUGUCCGAACUUCAGAGUGAGGUUAGACUUGGACACUCUUGAUUGUUUUGCCACUUCCUUUCUAUUUAGUUGCUGUCUCAAGUACACUGAAAUAUAAUAAUUACAGACAAAAGUUAUGUUCAUGCCAGUUCCAAUGACUAUACUGUAUGGCAGUAUUUCCCAACUCCGGUCCUCCAGUACCCCCAACAGUACACAUUUUUGUUGCAGCCCCGGACAAGCACACCUGAUUCAACUUGUCAACUAAUCAUUAAGCCUUCAAUUAGUUGAAUCAGUUGAGUUUGUCUGGGGCUACAACAUAAAUGUGUACUGUUGGGGGUACUGGAGGACCGGAGUUGGAAAACACAGCUGAUAAGUAGAUAUGGUAGAUAUCAUCUCUAUUUGAUAACAGUUAGUGUGCUGACAAGGAAAUUCAGAAAUAACAUGAUUGUUUCCAUUGCGUCACAGACUAAAUAUAAGGAAGCAGGGAAGAAAGAGGCCUCCAGUUGUCUCUACGCCCUGUUACCAAAGACUAUGGAGACCCAGCAUGCCAAAGAGGCUUAUCUGUUACAGAGUGAGGUAGACAAAUCAACAAUGUUAUCAGUCUCAGGUGUCCUCCAUUGUACAAAAGUAGCAUUCCCAAUAAGAACAGCAGUUGUAAAUCGUUUUUCAUUUCAACUGAAGCAUACACACACACCCUCUUCUUCUCCAGAAUAAGUACAAAGAAGGCGGUAAGAAGGAGAGUUUAACCUGCCUGUACUCUCAGCUUCCGGAAACCACUGAGAUUCAGUUUGCUAAAACAGUGACAGAACUGCAGAGUGAGGUGGGUGGAUGGAUGGAUGUUGCUGUAAUACAAUAGGCUAUGAUAAUGGAUUGAUACAAGAUCAAAAUGGCAGUUUUGUUCUGAACUGCUUAGUCAUUGCAGCUCUUGUUUUGUUUUUUCAGAAUAAAUACAAACAGAAAGGUAAACAGGCGAUAGCCAGCAGCAUCUUCUCCCAGCUGCCAGGGACAAAGGAGAUCGAGUUUGCCAAACAGAUUUCAGAAAUGCAGAGCGAGGUAAACUAUGCACGCACGUGUGUAAAUAUGUUUUGACUGUGAGUGUAUGCAGUAUACGUGUUGUACAUGCAUUUUAAAAUCAUAUAUAGUGUAUAUUUCUCUUUGUGUGUAUUUCUAUUAGAAAAAUAUAUACAUGGUAUAUUUUUGAGAAAAAAAAUAUGAAGAAAAUAUAUGCUGUGUAAUAUAUGCAUUUUCAGAUCAUAUGUACUGUUUAUUUUAAUGUGUGUGUUCUUGAAAAAUAUAUACAUAGAAUGGUAUAUAUAUUUCAAACAUUCUCGUUGGGUUUUUGGGGGGGGUAUCCUUUUUGCUUUUCAGCAAAAUUACAAAAGUGACACCCAGGAACAUUCCAAUUGCUUGUACGCACUACUGCCUGAAACCAUGGAGACUAAGUUUGCUAAAGAAAUGUCUGAAGAAAUGUCUCAGGUAAUGGCACACAGGGUUGUUCUACUAACUGUAUGAUGAAAAACCAGCAGCUUCAAUCACACUCAUGCGGAAUGGCUCUAUGUUAGUCAUAGACUUACCGUAUCAACUACUGCAGCCAGCAUCAAAUAGCUCAAAUAUUCCAGUUGUUGCUUCUAUACUCUGAGUUUUCUCUCAAGCUGAUUUACUCUAGAUGGGUUCUUGGUGGAGUUGAGAGGAAAGAUCAUCAGAGACAAUGUUGUUGUUGUUGUUUUCAGAGUAAAUACAAAGAAGCUGGGAAAAAGGAGAUGGCCAACUCUCUGUACUCCCUCAUGCCCCAGACCAGUGAGAUCCAGCAUGCCAAAGAGCUCUCCCAGCUCUACAGCCAGGUAUACUGUGUGUGUGUAUACAGUGCAUUCGGAAAGUAUUCAGACCCCUUUGACUUUUCCCACAUUUUGUUACGUUACAGCCAUAUUCUUAAAUUGAUUAAAUAGUUUUUUCCCCUCAUCAAUCUACACACAAUACACCAUAAUGACAGAGCAAAAACAGGUUUUUAGAAAUGUUUGCUAAUAAAAAACUGAAAUAUUACAUUUACAUAAAUAUUCAGUCCCUUUAAUCAGUACUUUGUUGAAGCACCUUUGGCAUCGAUUACAGACUUGAGUCUUCUUGGGUAUGACGCUACAAGCUUGGCACACCUGUAUUUGGGGAGUUUCUCCUAUUCUUCUCUGCAGAUCCUCUCAAGCUCUGUCAGGUUGGAUGGGGAGCGUUGCUGCACAGUUAUUUUCAGGUCUCUCCAGAGAUGUUCGAUUGGGUUCAAGUUCCGGGCUCUGGCUGGGCUACUCAAGGACAUUCAGAGACUUGUCCUGAAGCCACUCCUGCGUUGUCUUGGCUGUGUGCUUAGUGUCGUUGUCCUGUUGGAAGGUGAACCUUCGCCCCAGUCUGAGGACCUGAGCGCUCUGGAGCAGGUUUUCAUCAAGGAUCUCUCUGUAUUUUGCGCCAUUAAUCUUUCCCUCGAACCUGACUAGUCUCCCAGUCCCUGCCGCUGAAAAACACCCCCACAGCAUGAUGCUGCCACCACCAUGCUUCACCGUAGGGAUGGUGCCAGGUUUCCUCCAGAUGUGACGCUUAUCAUUCAGGCCAAAGAGUGUAAUUUUGGUUUCAUCAGACCAGAGAAUCUUGUUUCUCAUGGUCUGAGAGUCUUUAGGUGCCUUUUGGAAAACUCCAAGCGGGCUGUCAUGUGCCUUUUACUGAGGAGUGGCUUCCGUCUGUCCACUCUACCAUAAAGGCCUGAUUGGUGGAGUGCUGCAGAGAUGGUUGUCCUUCUGGAAGGUUCUCCCAUCUCCACAGAGGAACUCUAGAGCUCUGUCAGAGUGACCAUCAGGUUCUUGGUCACCUCCCUGACGAAGGCCCUUCUCCCCCGAUUGCUCAGUUUGGCCGGGCGGCCAGCUCUAGGAAGUGUCUUGGUGGUCCCAAACUUCUUCCAUUUAAGAAUGAUGGAGGCCACUGUGUUCUUUGGGACCUUCAAUGCUGCAUAAUUUUUUUGGUUCCCUUCUCCAGAUCUGUGCCUCGACACCAUCCUGUCUCGGAGCUCUACGGACAAUUAUUUCGACCUCAUGGCUUGGUUUUUGCUCUGACAUGCACUGUCCACUGUGGGACCUUAUAUAGACAGGUGUGUGCCUUUCCAAAUCAUGUCCAAUCAAUUGAAUUUACCACAGGUGGACUCCAAUCAAGUUGUAGAAACAUCUUAAGGAUGAUCAAUGGAAACAGGAUUCACCUGAGCUCAAUUUUGAGUCUCAUAGCAAAGGGUCUGAAUACUUAUCUAAAUAAUCUAUUUAUUUAUUUAUUUAUUUUUUUGUAGAAAUUUGUUAAUACCUGUUUUUGCUUUGUCCUUAUGGAGUAUUGAGUGUAGAUUGCUGAGGAUAUAUAUAUUUUUUAAAUCAAUUUUAGAUUAAGGCUGUAACGUAACAAAAUGUGGAAAAGGUCAAGGGGUCUGAGUACUUUCCGAAGGAACUGUGUGUGUGCGUGCGUGUGUUGUUUAUAAUAAAUAUUGACAAACAGUAUGUGCAACGAGGUUCCCUUCUUGUUUCAGAAAAGCUACAAAGAAGAGGGUAGGAAGGACACGGGCCACAGUCUGUACUCACAGAUGCCCCAGACCAUUGAGACUGCAUUCGCUAAAGAGGUGGCCAAGCACCAGAGUGAUGUAAGCAUGCCAGUAUCUGGUCCCCCAGCUGUAGUCCAUGUUUCUGUCAGGUUUAGUUGUGUCCAGCUGUAUGCUUGACCCUUGAUGCUAUGAUAUACCUGAAUAUCAUCAAGUCUGAGCCACCUGCUAAAUGAGGAUAGAAUAGCUAUGUGAUGGAUCAGUGCUCAUAUAGUAGUCCAGGUGGAAUGCCCUGUAAUAUGAGUGGAACACACACACACGCUGCCCCACCAAUCCCUUACCCCUAUUAGUCUUCAGUGCCAAUGGAUUGGACAGGGGAGUGGGUAUCAAGGUGCCCAGCCAGGCGUGAGGCUGACGGGAACAGCUGUGAUGUCUACUGCCCUGCAGGCAGACCCACUGGCCCAGACACAGACACACCCCCUCUGUCUGGUCUCUGUCUGUCUCGGUCUUUCUCUCUCUGUCUGUCUCUGUCUCAUUCAGUCUGAUCUCUGUCUGGCUCAGUCUGGUCUCUUGUCUGGCUCAGUCUGCUCUCUGUCUGGCUCAGUCUGCUCUCUGUCUGUCUCUGUCUCUGUCUCUGUCUCUGUCUCUGUCUCUGUCUCUGUCUGGCUCAGUCCACUCUCUGUCUGGCUCAGUCUCUCUCUCUCUCUCUCUCUCUCUGUCUGUCUCAGUCCGCUCUCUGUCUCUGUCUCUGUCUGUCUCUCUCUGUCUCUGUCUGUCUCUCUGUGUCUCUGUCUGUUUCCGUCUGUCUCAGUCCGCUCUCUGUCUCUGUCUGUCUCUGCCCGGGUCUGGCUUCUAGACAUGGGCACUGUAAACUGCUCUGUGUGUGUGUGCGUCCGUGCGUGCGUCCGCGUGUGCGUGCCGAGAAUGCAUACCUCCCCACUGUCCGCUGUGGAAAGCCUCUCUCCAGAGAAGUGUGUAGCAAUUUGGUGUUUGGGUGCAUCGUGUCUCCCUAACACCGAUCAGAGGUUUGAGGUGAUAAAUAUAUGCUUAGUAUUUUAUUCCCAUUUGUAGUUCUCCACGUCCCACUUGAUCUAUUCUUGCAUCGCUCCAUUUCCCAAACAGCUAUAACACUGGCGCCCAUCACCUCUCAGUGCCCUGUGACUGGUUCAUACCAGAGGUACCUGGAUAACGAGCGGUUAUUCUUUAGCCGCAUAUUGUUAACAUUACAGGGGCUCCUCCUGCUAAAUGAUUCACGCUCAGAUGGGAAUCUCGUGUACUGUGGGUGGGUGAUGUAUCCGUUCCAGGGUCUCGUGUAGUCAGCACGUUGAAUAUGUAAUGGUUUUCUUUCCCUUCUCUCUCUUCUCUCUGGUCUGUCAUCCUCUCCAGAAACUGUACAAGGAGAAGUACAACGCGGAGAAGGGCCAGUCCAGUUACACCACCAUGGAGACCUUACCAGAGGUCUCCCACGCUAUGGAAGUCAACAAACAGCAGAGCGAAGUAAUUACCCACAAUGCAUUUUCCCCUGAUACAAACUACAUUCUUUAUUUUUUCAUUUUAUGUUUAUAAUGCAGAAAUAGUGAAUAUGAGAGACAGGCAGUAAGGAGGAGGGUUUGUUAGAAGGGAGUUGGCCAGAUUUGAACCUGGCUUACAGCGGUAACCGUUAGAUCACUGUAGGCCACACAAGCUACAAUCAUGGGAAAUGUUAUGGGUUAGGCUAGCUAGAUGUUGUUAUUUGUGCUGUAUGGAAUACGUUUGUCCGAAGUUUUAGUGAACAUGGAUAUGAAUCCAUGGAAAAUUCAAGUGCACACAAAUGCAGAUUUUAUCCACAUCCUGCAUGUUUGGUUGAGGUCAGGGAUUUCUGUGUACCAAUAUCCCAUAAUGGAUUCUGAGGGCCCUCUGGCCAUGUUGCUCAUUUGAGAGAUGUCAGUAUGCAUCAACAUCACCUAGGGAAAAGUGGGCCAAAGGAUGUCACUGAUUGUUCCCAUUGAUUGUUCUGGUGUCUAUCACUGUGCUUAAUCUCUCUGUUACAGGAAAUAUUAGCCAGUGUGGAGACAUUGCAUUUUGACACAGAAUGUUACAGUACACAAAUGAUGAUGAUUGAAUGAAUGCCCCUGAAAUGCAAAAAAUGAAUCGCUCCACAAAUAAUCCUAACACUUCCUUCCCUCCUCAAUGCCUUCAGGUCAACUACAGGACAGGGAAACAGGACCACCACAAUUUCACCACGUUGGCGGACAGACCUGAUAUCCAGAACGCCAAACAGGCCACUGAACUGGCCAGCGACGUGAGUUCAUAUCAAAUCAAACUUUAUCUUAAGCGCAAAACAAUACAAUAGAAUAUAUAUAUAUAUAUAUAUAUAUAUAUAUAUAUAUAUAUAUAUAUAUUCUAUUCUAUUGUUUUGCGCUUAAGAUAAAGUUUGAUUUGAUAUGUAUGUAUGACUGUAUAUAUAUAUAUAUAUAUAUAUAUCCAGUACCAGUCAAAAGUUUGGACACACCUACUCAUUCAAGGGUUUUUCUUUAUUGUUGCUGUUUUCUACAUUAAACAAAUCAAUAUAUAUUUUCAAUUUGAGAUUUUUCAAAGUAGCCACCCUUUGCCUUGAUGGCAGCUUUGUACACUCUUGGCAAUCUCUCAACCAGCUUCAUGAGGUAGUCACCUGGAAUGCAUUUCAAUUAACAGGUGUGCCUUGUUAAUUUGUGGAAUUUCUUUCCUUCUUAAUGCCAAUCAGUUGUGUUGUGACAAGGUAGGGGUGGUAUACAGAAGAUAGCCCUAUUUGGUAAAAGACCAAGUCCAUAUUAUGGCAAGAACAGCUCAAAUAAGCAAAGACAAAUGACAGUCCAUCAUUACUUUAAGACAUGAUGGUCAGUCAAUCCGGAAAAUGUCAAGAACUUUGAAAGUUUCUUCAAGUGCAGUCGCAAAAACCAUCAAGCGCUAUGAUGAAACUGGCUCUCAUGAGGACCGCCACAGGAAAGGAAGACACAGAGUUACCUCUGCUGCAGAGGAUAAGUUCAUUAGAGUAACUGCACCUCAGAAAUUGCAGCCCAAAUAAAUGCUUCACAGAGUUCAAGUAACAGACACAUUUCAACAUCAACUGUUCAGAGGAGACUGUGUGAAUCAGGCCUUCAUGGUUGAAUUGCUGCAAAGGAACCACUACUAAAGGACUCCAAUAAGAAGAAGAGACUUGCUUGGGGCAAGAAACACGAGCAAUGGACAUUAGACCGGUGGAUGUCUGUCCUUUGGUCUGAUGGGUCCAAAAGUGAGAUUUUUGGUUCCAACCGCCUUGUCUUUGUGAGACGCAGAGUAGGUGAACGGAUGAUCUCUGCAAGUGUGGUUCCCACCGUGAAGCAUGAAGGAGGAGGUGUGAUGGUUUGGGGAUUCUUUGCUGGUGACACUGAUAUUUAUUUAGAAACCAAGGCACACUUAACCAGCAUGGCUACCGCAGCAUUCUGCAGCGAUACGCCAUCCCAUCUGGUUUGCGCUCAGUUGGACUAUCAUUUGUUUUUCAACAGGAAAAUGACCCAAAACACACCUCCAGGCUGUGUAAGGGCUAUUUUACCAAGAAGGAGAGUGAUGGAGUGCUGCAUCAGAUGACCUGGCCUCCACAAUCACCCGACCUCAACCCAAUUGAGAUAGUUUGGGAUGAGUUGGACCGCAGAGUGAAGGAAAAGCAGACAACAAGUGCUCAGCACAUGUGGGAACUCCUUCAAGACUGUUGGAAAAGCAUUCCUCAUGAAGCUGGUUGAGAGAAUGCCAAGAGUGUUCAAAGCUGUCAUCAAGGCAAAGGGUGGCUAUUUUGAAGAAUAUUAAAUAUAUUUAGAUUUAACACUUUUUGGGUUAAUACAUGAUUCCAUAUGUGUUAUUUCAUAGUUUUGAUGUCUUCACUAUUAUUAUACAAUGUAGGAAAUAGUCAAACUAAAGGAAAAACCCUUGAAUGAGUAGGUAUGUCCAAACUUUUGACUGGUCCUGUUUAUACAGUUGAAGUUGGAAGUUUACAUACACCUUAGCCAAAUACAUUUAAACUCAGUUUUUCACAAUUCCUGACAUUUAAUCCUAGUAAAUAUUCUGUGUCUUAGGUCAGUUAGGAUCACCACUUUAUUUUAAGAACGUGAAAUGUCCGAAUAAUAGUAGAGAGAAUGAUUUAUUUCAGCUUUUAUUUAUUUCAUCACAUUCCCAGUGGGUCAGAAGUUUACAUACACUCAAUUAGUAUUUGGUAGCAUUGCCUUUAAAUUGUUAAACUUGGGUCAAACAUUUUGGGUAGCCUUCCACAAGCCUCCCACAAUAAAUUGGGUGAACUUUGACCCAUUCCUCCUGACAGAGCUGGUGUAACUGAGUCAGGUUUGUAGGCCUCCUUGCUCGCACACGCUUUUUCAGUUCUGCCCAAAAAUGUUCUAUAGGAUUGAGGUCAGGGCUUUUUGAUGGCCACUCCAAUACCUUGACUUUGUUGUCCUUAAGACAUUUUGCCACAACUUUGGAAGUAUGCUUGGAGCCAUUGUCCAUUUGGAAGACCCAUUUGUGACCAAGCUUUAACUUCCUGACUGAUGUCUUGAGAUGUUGCUUCAAUAUAUCCACAUAAUUUUCCUUCCUCAUGAUGCCAUCUAUUUUGUGAAGUGCACCAGUCCCUCCUGCAGCAAAGCACCCCCACAGCAUGAUGCUGCCACCCCUGUUCUUCACGGUUUGUCACGGUUUCGGCCGAGGCUGCCUCUCUCCCUUGUUCGGGCAGGCUUCGGCGUUCGUCGUCUCCGGAAUUCUAGCUGCCACCGUUCUAUGUUCUGUGUUUCCUGUUUGAUUAGUUUUGUCUGUUAGCCACACCUGUUUUGUGUUAGGUCUCAUUAUGCACCCUAUUUAGUUCCCUGUUUGUGUGUAUAGUGUUGUGUGUAAUUGUCGCUUGUCAGAUGGUUGCGUAGCUGUGUUAUUUUUCCAGUACGCCAGGAUUAGUAGUGUCCUCCUCUGUUUAGGAGAGUUUUGCGCACUGUGUUUUCGUGCGAUCGUGUGUUGACGCCUGUGCGCGUCUGUUUGGCAUCCUGCCGUUUGUGGAUUAUUUUGCAUAGUAAAGUCUUGUUGGACUGUACCUCUGCUUCUGCGCCUGAUUCCCCACCACACCAUCACUACAUCGUUGACAGAAUUACACACCAUAAACAUGGAAUCAGCGGGAGCCGAAGCAGCGCCGACGAGACUGGAGGUCCAGGUUCGGGAGCAACAGGAACAGAUCCUCCAGAUGGGAACCGCCCUGCAGGAGGUAAUCACCACGCUCCAAGGCUGGGGCGCACCUCCAACACCUUCCUCACCGCCAGCCCAGCCAGCACCAUCGGCCAGCCUGCCCAUUCCAGCGCCAGAACACCGAGGGAUCCGACUCGCUCUCCCGAGGGCCUACGACGGAACCGCGGCUGGGUGUCAGGGAUUCCUCCUCCAGGUGGAGUUGUACCUGGCCACCGUACACCCGGCACCCUCGGGGCAUGAGAGCGUGUCUGCCCUGAUAUCCUGCCUGUCCGGGAAGGCGUUGGAAUGGGCCAACGCGGAGUGGAGGAAGAUCGACGCCGCGAGUAUCACCUACGACGAGUUCUCCCGCCGCUUUAGGGCGGUGUUCGACCAUCCCCCGGAGGGGAAAGCGGCGGGGGAGCGUCUGGUCUUCCUCCGGCAGGGGAGGAGGAGUGCUCAGGAAUUCGCGCUUGAAUUCCGUACUCUAGCGGCUGAUGCAGGGUGGAAUGAGCGGGCCCUCGUCGAUAUAUAUCGAUGUAGCCUAAGAGAGGACGUCCGUAGGGAGCUGGCCUGUAGGGACACCAGUCUCUCUUUCGACCAGCUGGUCGACAUGUCAAUCAGGUUAGAUAACCUAUUGGCCACCCGCGGACGUCCUGAGGGGGGUCCGUCCAUUUCACCCUCCAGCGCAUCCGAGCCGUGUCCUAUGGAGCUCGGGGGCACUGGCGCUAGAGAUAGGAGGAGUCGGCAGGUGAGGGGGUCCAUCCACUGCACCAACUGUGGUCGGGGAGGACACACCGCGGCUAGGUGCUGGGGAUGGCCUCCUCGGGGAGAUGACGACAGGUCCCGCACUGGGGAUUCCCUCCAGGUGAGUAGGCGCCCCACUCACCCAGAGCUCACUGUUGCCCAUUUUUGUAUGCCUGUGCGUUUUCCGCAGGUGGCACCUCAUUCCCAGUAUAAGGCGCUGGUAGAUUCAGGCGCGGCUGGGAAUUUUAUUGAUAAGAAGUUUUGUUUAGAGUUAGGGUUUCCCCUUCUCCCUGUUGAUGUUCCUUUUCCCGUUCACGCCCUAGAUAGUCGUCCGUUGGGUACGGGCUUAAUCAGGGAGGUCACGGCGCCACUUAGGAUGUGUGCGCAGGGGAGUCAUCAGGAGAUAAUUCAACUGUUUCUGAUUGAUUCUCCUGCGUAUCCGGUGGUGCUGGGCAUGCCCUGGUUAAGUACCCAUAACCCCGUUAUUUCGUGGCAGGAGAGGGCUCUGAUGGAGUGGUCUGCUCAGUGUGUGGGUAGAUGUUUGGGCGUUUCCAUAGGGGCUACCUCGGUGGAGAGUCCAAACCAGGUGCCCGCAUUGCACAUUCCACCUGAGUAUGGGGAUUUGGCUAUUGCGUUUAGUAAGGCGAGGGCGACGCGGUUGCCACCCCAUAGGCAGGGGGAUUGUGCGAUAGACCUUCAGGCAGGAGCUGCGCUCCCACGGAGUCAUGUGUAUCCUCUGUCUCAGGAGGAGAAGAAAGCUAUGGAGGUUUACAUAGACGAAUCACUGAGACAAGGAUACAUACGGCCGUCCACUUCCCCCGCGUCCUCGAGUUUCUUUUUUGUGAAGAAAAAGGAUGGGGGUUUGCGUCCGUGCAUCGAUUACCGUGGUCUCAAUCAGAUUACGGUGAAGUAUAGUUAUCCACUCCCGCUGAUUGCGACCAUGACUGAGUCGUUGCAUGGGGCGCGUUUCUUCACGAAAUUAGAUCUCAGGAGCGCGUACAACUUGGUGCGCAUCAGGAAGGAUGAUGAAUGGAAAACAGCCUUUAGUACCACCUCGGGCCAUUACGAGUAUCUAGUCAUGCCAUACGGGUUGAUGAAUGCUCCGUCAGUUUUCCAAUCAUUCGUGGAUGAGAUCUUCAGGGACAUGCAGGGACAGGGAGUCGUGGUGUACAUAGAUGACAUUCUCGUGUACUCACCUACCCGUGUCGAGCAUGUGGCCCUGGUGCGCAGGGUGUUGCGGAGGCUGGUGGAGCACGACCUGUAUGUGAAGGCAGAGAAGUGUCUGUUUUUCCAGGAGUCGAUUUCCUUUUUGGGGUAUCAGUUGUCUGCGUCAGGGGUGAAGAUGGAGGUAGACCGAGUGUCAGCCGUGCGUAAUUGGCAAACACCAACCACUGUGAAAGAGGUGCAGCAGUUUUUGGGGUUUGCGAAUUACUACCGGAGGUUUAUCCGGGGUUUUGGGCAAGUGGCAGCUCCCAUCACGUCUCUCUUAAAGGGGGGCCCGGUGCGUCUGCAGUGGUCAGUCGAGGCGGACAGGGCGUUUGAGAAGCUGAAGGACCUGUUCACCUCGGCUCCGGUGCUGGCGCAUCCGGAUCCCUCUUUACCAUUUCAGGUAGAGGUGGACGCGUCUGAGGCCGGUAUUGGCGCCGUGCUUUCACAACGGUCAGGCGCGCCACCUAAACUCCGCCCCUGUGCCUUCUAUUCCAAGAAGCUCAGCCCGGCGGAGCGAAAUUAUGACGUAGGGGACAGGGAGCUGUUAGCUGUGGUACAGGCCCUUAAGGUGUGGAGGCACUGGCUUGAGGGGACUCAACACCCUUUCCUCAUUUUGACGGACCACCGUAACCUGGAGUACAUCCGGGCAGCGAGGAGGCUGAACCCUCGACAGGCUAGAUGGAGUAUGUUUUUGACCCGUUUCUCUUUUAAGAUCACCUACAUCCCUGGGUCACAAAACGGUAAGGCAGAUGCGCUGUCUCGGCGGUAUGACGGGGAGGAGAGGUCCGUGGAGCCCACUCCCAUACUGCCGGAGUCGUGUCUAGUGGCACCGGUGGUGUGGGAGCUCGAUUCUGAGCUCGAGCGGGCAUUACGCACCGACCCUAGUCCACCACAAUGCCCGGAGGGUCGGAAGUAUGUUCCGCUCGAGUGUCGGGAUCGAUUGAUCUAUUGGGCUCACACGUCACCCUCCUCUGGACAUCCGGGUAUCGGCCGGACAGUGCACUGUCUUAGUGCCAAAUAUUGGUGGCCCACGUUGGCCAGGGAUGUGAGGGUUUAUGUUUCCUCCUGCUCGGUGUGCGCCCAGUGUAAGGCGCCUAGACAUCUGCCUAGGGGUAAGUUACUGCCCCUGCCCGUUCCACAACGACCAUGGUCCCACCUCUCGGUGGAUUUUAUAACUGACCUUCCCCUCUCUCAAGGGAAUACUACACUCCUGGUCGUUGUGGACCGGUUCUCUAAGGCCUGUCGUUUGCUCCCCAUGCCGGGUCUUCCUACUGCCCUACAGACCGCCGAAGCACUAUUCACUCAUGUGUUCCGGCACUACGGGGUGCCCGAGGACAUUGUGGCUGACCGGGGUCCCCAAUUCACCUCCAGAGUCUGGAGAGCUUUUAUGGAGCGGUUGGGGGUCUCGGUGAGCCUCACCUCGGGUUACCACCCGGAGAGUAAUGGGCAGGUGGAACGCGUAAACCAGGAUGUGGGCAGGUUUCUCAGAACAUACUGCCGGGACCGGCCGGAGGAGUGGGCGAGAUAUGUGCCCUGGGCCGAGAUGGCACAGAACUCUCUCCGCCACUCCUCCACCCAACUAACCCCUUUUCAGUGUGUUUUAGGGUACCAGCCGGUUCUGGCACCAUGGCAUGAGAGCCAGAUCGAGGCCCCCGCUGUGGAUGAGUGGGUGCGGCGCUCGGAGGAGACGUGGAACGCUGCACACGUCCAUCUGCAGCGUGCCAUACGUCGACAGAAGACGAGCGCCGACCUACACCGCAGUGAGGGGCCUGUGUACGCACCUGGAGAUCGAGUCUGGCUCUCUGCCAGAAACCUGCCCCUCCGCCUGCCCUGUCGGAAACUGGGUCGGCGGUUUGUGGGGCCAUUUAAAGUCCUGAGAAGGUUGAACGAGGUAUGUUAUAGAUUACAGUUACCAGUUGAGUAUAAGUGUAUUAACCCCUCGUUCCAUGUGUCCCUUCUCAGGCCGGUGGUAGCAGGCCCACUCCAAGAACAUGAGAUCUUGGAGACCCCCCCGCCCCCGUUGGACAUCGAGGGGGCACCGGCGUACACCGUGAGAUCCAUCUUGGAUUCUAGACGUCGGAGAGGGGGUCUUCAGUAUCUAGUGGAGUGGGAGGGGUACGGUCCGGAGGAGCGGUGCUGGGUGCCGAGGAGAGACAUCUUGGACCCGUCGCUCCUGACGGAAUUCCAUCGGGGGUAUCCGACGCGCCCUGCGCCGCGGCCUCCGGGUCGUCCCCAAGGCCGGAGUCGGCGCGCGUCUGGAGCCGCGCGUCAAGGGGGGGGUACUGUCACGGUUUCGGCCGAGGCUGCCUCUCUCCCUUGUUCGGGCAGGCUUCGGCGUUCGUCGUCUCCGGAAUUCUAGCUGCCACCGUUCUAUGUUCUGUGUUUCCUGUUUGAUUAGUUUUGUCUGUUAGCCACACCUGUUUUGUGUUAGGUCUCAUUAUGCACCCUAUUUAGUUCCCUGUUUGUGUGUAUAGUGUUGUGUGUAAUUGUCGCUUGUCAGAUGGUUGCGUAGCUGUGUUAUUUUUCCAGUACGCCAGGAUUAGUAGUGUCCUCCUCUGUUUAGGAGAGUUUUGCGCACUGUGUUUUCGUGCGAUCGUGUGUUGACGCCUGUGCGCGUCUGUUUGGCAUCCUGCCGUUUGUGGAUUAUUUUGCAUAGUAAAGUCUUGUUGGACUGUACCUCUGCUUCUGCGCCUGAUUCCCCACCACACCAUCACUACAUCGUUGACACGGUUGGGAUGGUGUUCUUUGGCUUGCAAGCAUCCCCCUUUUUCCUCCAAACAUAACGAUGGUCAUUAUGGCCAAACAGUUCUAUUUUUGUUUCAUCAGACCAGAGGACAUUUCUCCAAAAAGUACGAUCUUUGUCCCCAUGUGCAGUUGCAAACCGUAGUCUGGCUUUUUUAUGGCGGUUUUAGAGCAGUGGCUUCUUCCUUGCUGAGCGGCCUUUCAGGUUAUGUCGAUAUAGGACUCGUUUUACUGUGGAUAUAGAUACUUUUGUACCUGUUUCCUCCAGUAUCUUCACAGGAUCCUUUGCUAUUGUUCUGGGAUUGAUUUGCACUUUUCGCACCAAAGUAUGUUCAUCUGUAGGAGACAGAACGCGUCUCCUUCCUGAGCGGUAUGACGGCUGCUGGUCCCAUGGUGUUUAUACUUGCGUACUAUUGUUUGUUCAGAUGAACGUGGUACCUUCAGGCGUUUGGAAGUUGCUCCCAAGGAUGAACCAGACUUGUGGAGGUCUACCAUUUUUUUUUUGAGGUCUUGGCUGAUUUCUUUGGAUUUUCCCAUGAUGUCAAGCAAAGAGGCACUGAGUUUGAAGGUAGGCCUUGAAAUACAUCCACAAGUACACCUCCAAUUGACUCAAAUUAUGUCAAUUAACCUAUCAGAAGCUUCUAAAGCCACGACAUCAUUUUCUGGAAUUUUCCAAGCUGUUUAAAGGCACAGUCAACUUAGUGUAUGUAAACUUCUGACCCACUGGAAUUGUGAUACAGUGAAUUAUAAGUGAAAUAAUCUGUCUGUAAACAAUUGUUGGAAAAAUUAAUUGUGUCAUGCACAAAGUAGAUGUCCUAACGGAUUUGCCAAACUAUAGUUUGUUAACAAGAAAUUUGUGGAGUUGUUGAAAAAUUGAGUUUUAAUGACUCCAGCCUAAGUGUAUGUAAACUUCCGACUUCAACUGUAUGUAUAUUAAUUUUUUUAUAAGAAAAGGUGUUGGACAUGUUGAUUUACCUCACUCUAGUCCCAAGAUUAGACAAGAGGGUCACACUCUAAAUGAACUUUAGAUUUAGAGGUCUUCAUCAGCACUAGAUAGAUGUUAACGUUUCAUAUCUAAGUCAGACUACGUAAUGUGUGAUAAAAGGGCCUUACACCAUGUGUUGUGCCAUAACUUUAUUGCCUCCCUUUAUAUAGCAUAUGAUAGCUGCUUGUGAAUAAUGUCUGACACAUCUAUAUAGGCCUUAUAAAGGGUUUAUGAAGGCUUCAUUAAGCCUUCAAAGUGGCAGUUUGUUUACAGUGGGACAGACAACUUUGCUUGUGCUGUGUAGGUGAGGCAGUGUGUGUGGGUAGCAGCGUUCAUAAAACAUUCAACGCCACCACUACUCUACCACCACAUCAACAGUCCCAGUCCUGGUCCCUAGCUGUGCUCUCUCUCUCAUGCACACAAUCUGCAUAAUUUAGAGGGAAGACCAUUAACAUAAUACGUAGAGAAUACAUACUAUAUAGAAAAGUUAGCCCUUUCAUAGUGUGUCUUUGCUUGCCCUUGUCUCUCUGGUUUACAGGUGUCCUAUAGGAGUAAAACUAAGCAUGAAAUCUACAAUGAUGUCCUGGGAAGGUCUGAUAUCGAGCAUGCCAAAGUGGCCUCCAAACUCGCUAGCCAGGUAAGAUAAUAAAGCAUCACAUAUAUAUAUAUUUAUAUACAUAUGUGUCUACUGCUGUUGUCAUUUAUAACCAGGUAUUGUACCAUUGACUGGAGAAUUAGCUCGUCUCCAACCAUGAAGGGAAGGAGAUGAUUUAAGAGUAUUGUGACAAAGUCAUGCAUCUCGAUACUGUUCUGACAUGCCCUUCUGCCACUGUUAAUGAAAAUGAGACGAGGGAAGGAGGCAAUUUUAUUGCGACAGAGCCAUGUAGUCUUUAGUGUUCUGUCCUCCGGCCACUGUUUAAUGAAAGGACAUUCAUUCAUGGCCUGGUCCCAGACCUGCUGAGUCCCCUGGUUCAGCACUACAGAACUGCCUGGCCUGGUACCAGACCUGCUGAGUCCCCUGGUUCAGCACCAUAGAUCUGCUGAGUCCGUUGGUUCAGCACUACAGACCUGCUGAGGUCCCUGGUUCAGCACCACAGACCUGCUGAGUUCCCUGGUUCAGCACCACAGACCUGCUGAGUCCCCUGGUUCAGCACCACAGACCUGCUAAGUCCCCUGGUUCAGCACCACAUACCUGCUGAGUUCCCUGGUUCAGCACCACAGACCUGCUGAGUCCCCUGGUUCAGCACCACAGACCUGCUGAGUCCCCUGGUUCAGCACCACAGACCUGCUGAGUCCCCUGGUUCAGCACCACAGACCUGCUGAGUUCCCUGGUUCAGCACCACAGACCUGCUGAGUCCCCUGGUUCAGCACCACAGACCUGCUGAGUCCCCUGGUUCAGCACCACAGACCUGCUAAGUCCCCUGGUUCAGCACCACAGACCUGCUGAGUCCCCUGGUUCAGCACUACAGAGCUGCUUUGUCAUGACUGCUGGGCGGAGAGCUGAAGGGGGAGGAGGAGGAUUGCUGAGGGGAGAAUUAGGGGUGGAUAAGGGGGUAAUGGUGUGUCUUCUACAUCAUUUCUGCUGUCGCUGUGUGUACUCACAUAUCUCUAUCUCUGUCUCUGUCUCUCUCUAUCUCUGUCUCUGUCUCUCUCUCUCUCUCAUACACACACACACACACACACACUCAUAACACACAUCAGGUGCACUACAAGGAGAAGUUCGAGAAGGAGUUCAAGGGUCAGAAGCCACAGUACAACCCCAGCGACUGUGUGUCCUUCAAACACACACAGGCUGCCCACGCCCUCGCCAGCCAGGUGGGUCUCCAACGUGCCCUGUCCAUCCCCACACAUACCCCAGUCACGUGGUGCACUUAUACCCUUUUCACACUAUUGCACCGGCCCAAACUGUACUGUGCUGGCUCAGAUUUAUUUCCCACACAGUCCUUUCCAACACAGUUCCGGCCAUUAUGGUGGAUGCGUAACCUGGGGUGUGUUCAGCAGGACACAACUUUCAGAUAAUAAGCUAUGUAGAACAAUCAUGUUUUUCUACAUGCCUCUCGGACAUGUAGAAUAAGCAAUCACGUCGGCUCUAUUUGUGGCAUUUCUAUCUGCAACGUUCAACAACGUUUGGCUACUGAACGUGGCAGCUCAGCCGUGCUUGGCUCAGUAGUGGGGUAUUACAUUACACUCACCUCAAAUGUCCCUUCAGAACAGCCUGUAAAUGAUAGCUCAAUGGGACACAACCCUCAGCUCCUGUCCUGUCUCCUGGGUUUGUUCCAUUGAGGUUCCUCUGUUUUAUUGCUUUCAAUGUGCACUUAGCUAAAAUUCAGGCUGCCGCGUUAGCAGUUUCCAUGGGAACCUUUUAAAGGCAAAUGGAGGGUUUGGUGGAAACUAAAGAGAGUGGGGCCCUUUGGAUGAGAAGAUGUAGCCUGUACUGUGAGGAUGAAAGUUCCCACGUCAGACGUCUUAGGAUUUGAGAACAGAUUGCCUGUGUAAUUACCAGGGUUGGUGUUCAUGUAAUCUCAAUUCAGUCAAUUCAGGAGGUAGAUUGACAUUGAAAACAUCCUCAGUAAAAACAAUGGGCCAUUUUUAGUUGACUUGAAUUGAAACGGGAAUCGACCCCAAGCCUGUUGUACCACUCCCAUGGGAUGAGUGAGGUGAAUCCUCUGUUGUUUACCUCACAGAAUCCUCACAUUGCUUCCUCGUCCUUACCUUGCACCCCCGACAUGUGAAGGACAACACUAAUUUCAGAAAGGUUUCUAUCUGUGUUUGUUCUCUGUAGGUGAAGUAUAAGACCAACCAGAACCAGGUGAUUGAGGGAUCCAUGGACCUGCCCAACCUGCUGCAGCUGGAACACGCUCUACAUGCCAGCAAGCUGCAGAGCAACGUAAUGUUUCCCUCUCCUCUGUUUCAGAUCAUAACGUCUAGUAACCCUCCUAGAGAGCCGCUGGGUAUGCACUAUGCAGGCUUUUUGUCCAGCCCUGCUAUAACAAACACCUGUGUCCUAUGUCUAUUCAGGUAGAGUACAAGAAGAAGUACGAGCAGUCUAAGGGACACUACCAUGUAGCACUGGACACAGCAGAACAGCUCCACCACAGGGAGAAUGCGGUACUGCACAGCCAGGUCAGUAUAGUAAGAGACUCCUCACACUGGUCUAUGCUACCAUGGGCUUUACUGAAACAAUGUUUCAACGCUGAAGGUCAAAACAUCUAAAUAAACCACAUGGGAGCCUGGGGUGGAAAGGCGUGGAUCUCCAGUUUUUUUUAAGUUAACUGGCUUGUGUGGUUCUGUUGGGAUAAGCGUGGCACUAGCAGCAAGGUUGUAGGUUCACCUCCUGCAGUGAUCACAUACACACACAAAAAAUGUAUGCACUCACUGUACUGUAAUACAUAUAUUAUACUGUAUAUUAUAACUCCCACACACGUUGUUGAUUGUCGAUGUUUCUGUCUGUCUUGUGGUUUAAUGGAUGUGUUUACCUGACAGGUGAAAUACAAGGAAGAGUAUGAGAGAAAGAAAGGCAAGUCCCAGAUGGAGUUUGUGGACACACAGUCUUACAGAGUGUCCAAGGAGGCUCAGAAAAUGCAAAGCGAGGUGGGUGACACACAUGCCUUUACUAGAAUGAUGUAACAUGCUGAAGUGUGUGUGUGUGUGUUUGUGUGGUUGGUAAUGACAGAAGGGUGAUGGCGUGCCUCUUUCUUCCCACUGACAUCAGAGAGAGUACAGGAAGGAAUAUGAUGACCACAUCCGGGGCAAGGCACUAGUGGACGUUGACCUGACCCCUGGAUACCUGACCGCCCGCCACGCCAGCAACAUCCUGAGUGAGGUCUGUGCCAACAUAGCCCUCUAUGCUAUUUUAAAAGGAUAAUUAAUCUCAAAAUCAAAUGUCUCUAUACUUCAAAUGUGGUCUUAAGUCUAUGGUCUGAGUCCAGAUUGCCAUCUGCUGAUAUGCACCGUCUACACAUACAUUCAGUUAGAAUUGAAAAAACAUUGUCUUGAUUGGGAAUGUCCAUUCUAGUAAUGAUAUUUAUAUGGCUGGUGCCUACAGAGGGAGUACAGGAGGGAAGGACUGGAGGUGAAGGGGAGGGGGCUCUCAGGGCUGGGAUUGGAGGACACACCAGACCUCAUACGGGCUAAAAACGCCAGCCACAUCCUCAAUGAGGUACAGUUUGCUUCUAUACUCAUCUUUCACAUGGGCAGUUUUUUUACUCCGUGGAAUUUACAUACACACACACACACACACACACACAAACCUUUGUGAUGCACAAUAUCACACCAUCAUUACAUUAUGUGAGAAUUAAGCAGUAUUGAAUCUGUCCCUCUAGAAAGAGUAUCGCAAGGACCUGGAGAAUGACAUCAUGGGUAAAGGCAUGGAGAUCAGUGGUGACGUGCUGGAGAUGCAGAGGGCCAGGAAGGCCACAGAGUUAACCAGCCAGGUAGGGCCCAACCCAUACCACUAGUUAACCAGCCAAGUAGGGCCCAACCCAUACCACUAGUUAACCAGCCAGGUAGGGCCCAACCCAUACCACUAGUUAACCAGCCAGGUAGGGCCCAACCCAUACCAUUAGUUAACCAGCCAGGUAGGGCCCAACCCAUACCAUUAGUUAACCAGCCAGCCAGGUAGGGCCCAACCCAUACCACUAGUUAACUAGCCAGGUAGGGCCCAACCCAUACCACUAGUUAACUAGCCAGGUAGGGCCCAACCCAUACCAUUAGUUAACCAGCCAGGUAGGGCCCAGUCCAUACCACUAGUUAACUAGCCAGGUAGGGCCCAACCCAUACCACUAGUUAACUAGCCAGGUAGGGCCCAACCCAUACCAUUAGUUAACUAGCCAGGUAGGGCCCAACCCAUACCAUUAGUUAGGCCCAGCUCCAUUUUUCUACCUAGCCCCUAUAACUUUGUUCUGCACAGAUCGGCAUUAUGGUGAAAGAUCCACUUAGUCUUAAUUAGGAGUCCAAGUAGAGCCAUAAUCAUAUUGCUUACAACUAUCCAAAGCCAUUGAUAUAUGUAGACCAUAGGAGGCUGGUGGGGGGGAGUUAUAGGAGGAUGGGCUCAUUGUAAUGGCUGGAAUAGAAUAAAUGGAAUGGUAUCAAACAGAUCAAAUAUAUGGAAACCACGUGUUUGACCCCGUUCCAUUAAUUCCAUUCCAGCCAUUAAAAUGAGCCUGUCCUCCUAUAGCUUUUCCCACCAGCCUCCUCUGAAUUAGACAGGAGACACCAAAGGGUUAAAGGCUGAAACGGAACCAGUCACAUUUGUCAUAUUUUAAAUUCUCAAUAUUUCAAAUGUGACGCAGCAGCAAAGUACCAUAUCUGCUUUGUGGCAAUUGUUUCCAUCUGAGAACACCUGCUCUCUUUUACAGACCUGCCAACAGUAAUACUAAUCAGCUCCACAGUCAUUAUAAUCAGGCAAAAUAACAGGCAGCAGAUGGACUGUCAGGACCCGUCCAGCCUCAGGGCUCCAUUACACAACAGCAACGCUCACAGAUAACGUAUGGUCCUCCCUCAUCACUUAUAGAUGGCCCUAAGCAUCGCCUGUCUGCAUUGCUGUCUUAUGAAACCACCUCAUAAAACAUUCAUUUUAGAGACUAUAUUGUGUCUGUCUAUUUUGUGUCACUCUAAAACAAGGCCUUCAUUUGAAACCUUGAUCGUGUUCAUCGGGGGGGCACACAGUAGCAAAACGUUAUGCAACAGGAAACGAAAACCAGUGUUUCUGUCAUGCUUUUAAUGUCCUGUUGUUGCUAAGCUAACCUAAGUCUGUGUGUGUAAGUGUCAGUCUGUGUUUGACUUUUUCAGGCCUCCUACAAGCAGACAGCCCAGCUGAGGGAGAGCUCAUACGGUACAGUGACGGACACACCAGAACUACUGCACGCCGCCUACAUGAAGGAUGUCUACAGUCAGGUAGGGUUACCUCUCAGUACUGCAUGCCACCAUGCGUAGCACUUUAUGUUACACUACUGAAUGGGAUAUGUGCUUGAAUGGAGUGUCAAUCUCUUGGCUUUAUGCAGAAGAAGUACAAGAAUGAGGCAGAGAAGCUGAAGGGUUCGUAUGGGUUCGACACCCCCGAGAUGGAGAGAGUGAAGAACAACCAGAGGAACAUCAGCUCAGUGAGGGACACAGUACACACCCACACACACACACACACACACACACACUUUUAUAACAUGCAGUAUUAUCUGUCAACACAGUUACCCUUUUGCUCUAAACCUCCAGUGUCGGUACGCUUGGGACUCAAAGCUGCACAAAAGCCUGAUGUCUUCUGUCACCGAUACUCCGGAAAUCAUCCUCGCCAGGGAGAACACAAAGAAAGUCAGUGAUGUAAGAUGUAAUCCUUUGUUCUACACAACCACGUACAGUACAUGUAGUCCUUGGGCCGUAUGAACUACAGUAUGAUGCUGUAAGUUAGGCUGUACCUAGAUCUGAACCUAGAUCUGAACCUAGCUCUGUUAUGUACUUGGCUUUCUUAUUUGAACAAGGUCUUCAAGAUGAUGAUGAUGAGAGUGUUGAUGGGAAUUAUUUUUAGGACAUUUGUACGGUGAGCAUGUAAACAGCGGCGCUGUAAGACUCUGUUCCAUGUCCAGGUGAAAUACAGAGAGGGGGUUGGGAGCGGGACGGCAGUCAUGGAAACCCUUGACACAGAGAGGGUCCGCAGGAACCAGGAGAACAUCAGCUCGGUGAGAACCUUGUCUGACCUUCGACCUCACAAGAAGGGCUUGUUUUGA